This is a messenger RNA of Hypanus sabinus (Atlantic stingray), 911 nucleotides long. RefSeq names its product proteolipid protein DM beta. The record is from RefSeq and is a predicted model, not a curated record. Lineage: Eukaryota; Metazoa; Chordata; Chondrichthyes; Myliobatiformes; Dasyatidae. Gene Ontology annotation, biological process: neuron projection development. The transcript is spliced from 7 exons. Bases 1 to 837 code for a protein of 278 amino acids. Gene Ontology annotation, cellular component: neuronal cell body; plasma membrane; filopodium.
AUGGAAGAAAAUAUGGAAGAAGGGCAAACCCAGAAAGGAUGUUUCGAGUGCUGCAUCAAGUGUCUGGGGGGCAUUCCCUAUGCCUCCCUGCUUGCUACCAUCCUUCUCUAUGCUGGGGUGGCACUGUUCUGUGGUUGUGGCCAUGAAGCCCUCUCUGGGACAGUCACAAUUCUGCAAAAUAACUUUGAGGUGGUAAGAGGUGCUGGAGACACCUUAGAUGUGUUCACCAUGAUUGACAUCUUCAAGUACGUCAUCUACGGGCUGGCAGCUGCCUUCUUUGUCUAUGGCAUUCUCCUGAUGGUGGAAGGAUUUUUCACUACCGGAGCCAUCAAGGAUCUCUAUGGAGACUUCAAAAUCACCACCUGUGGCCGAUGCGUCAGUGGCUGGUUCAUCAUGCUGACGUACAUCUUCAUGCUGGCAUGGUUGGGAGUGACAGCCUUCACCUCUCUGCCUGUCUUCAUGUACUUCAACAUCUGGACAGUCUGCCAGAACAUCACCAUUGCGGAUUCCACUGAUCUCUGCUUUGAUCUUCGUCAGUUUGGUAUUGUUCCUAUUCUGGAACAAAAGACAGUCUGCACCUUAAAUGAGAGCUUCAGCAAGUUGUGCCUAUCUCCUGAGCUGAACAUGACAUUCCACUUGUUCAUCGUGGCCCUGGCUGGUGCAGGAGCUGCCGUCAUCGCUAUGGUUCAUUACUUAAUGGUGCUCUCUGCUAACUGGGCCUAUGUGAAGGAUGCCUGCAGAAUGCAAAAGUACGAGGACAUCAAAUCAAAGGAGGAACAGGAAUUGCAUGACAUUCACUCCACCCGCUCCAAAGAGCGGCUAAAUGCCUACACAUAAAGAGCCCCUGCCCCCUUGCUCACACCAGUUACUGCUUUUGUGUCUGACUAAAGCUUAACAAUUGACUUACGACC